UCCACCGGGGAUAGAACCCGGAGCCUGAGGACUACGAAUCGGAAGCGCUGUCCACCCAGCUGUCAGGAGCCCUGACAGGAUAGGAGAAUAGGACCAAGAUGAUAGUGGGGCAAACUUAGUGAGGAAGCAGGAAAUGAGUGUGAAUAGCAAAUGGGUUAUGGAAAUAGUGGCUGGGUGGAAGCAGUUUGUAAGGAUGGAGUGCAUGUACAGUAUUUGAUUAUGGUGGACAAUUCAUGAGAUAGCACUGUAUACAGGUCUUAAAAAGCAGUUGGAUACUGCUUAGAGUGAGAGAUGAGUGCAUGUCUUUUUUUAUAUUUACAUAGUUUGAAUGAUGCAAUGAAUGGAAUAUUGUAGUGGUUUUAUUUUUUUUAUACCUAUAACCUGCUAGAACAAUACAAUAGUUUUGCAUUUUUUCUUCUGGGCUAAUGCUGCCCCCUCCUCAUAAGUCUAAAACAAGAUAAUUAAAAGUUUUGUUACUAACCAAUUACUUUGGCUUAUGAAAUUUAUAUAAUAUUCAUUUUUCAGAAAUGGGUGUACUCCCAGAAAUAGCUAAGGCUGUAGAAGAGAUGGAUUGGAUGUUGCCAACGGAUGUCCAGAAUGAGGCAGUCCCACUUAUUUUGGGAGGUGGGGAUGUGCUCAUGGCAGCUGAAACAGGCAGUGGCAAGACUGGUGCUUUCUGUCUUCCCAUCCUACAAAUUGUCUGGGAAUCACUUAAGGAUAUUCAGCUUGGCAAGACUUCAAAAGUUACUAAAGAAAUAUCUCCUCUCUGGUUGAUGAGCUUCUUUGACCGUGACGCAGGAAUGGCUGUGACACCUGAUGGCUUGCGGUGCCAGUCACAGGAUCCUAAAACAUGGCAGGGUGCCCGUUGCACCAAGGGUGUCACUGGCAAGGGAAAAUAUUACUAUGAAGCCGUUGUGUCGGAUGAAGGGUUGUGUCGUGUCGGGUGGGCAACUCCUCAGCUUCAGGAGGGCCACUGGACAUCUACCGGAAAGAGGCAUUUCUUUACAUUCAUUGCUGUUUUGUUUUUUCUCCUUUCAGAGACAUUAAGUGAGGCGGUGAAGCUGCUGAAAGGAGAGUACUGCAUUAAGGCUAUUGACACACACAAAAUGGAUCAAGCACUAAUAUUCUGCCGCACUAAGUUGGAUUGUGACAAUUUAGAGCGCUAUUUUAAUCAAAUUGGAGAAGGGGCCAAUAACAGAGGCAAUCCAUAUUCGUGUGUGUGUCUCCAUGGUGACCGCAAGCCUAAUGAACGCAAAGUGAAUCUCCAAAAAUUUAAGGAUGGUGGAGUGAAGUUCCUUAUAUGCACUGAUGUAGCUGCUCGAGGAAUUGAUGUUGGAGGACUGCCAUUUAUAGUCAAUGUUACACUGCCAGAUGAGAAGAGCAACUAUGUUCAUCAUAUUGGGCGUGUGGGUAGAGCAGAGAGAAUGGGUAUAGCUAUCUCCCUUGUUGCUGCUGUGCUAGAGAAGGUGUGGUACCAUGGAGAGUGGUGUUCAACUCGUGGGCGUAACUGUUUUAACACGCGGUUGACAACGGAAGGUGGUUGUUGCGUUUGGUACAACGAACCACAGUACCUAGCUGAUAUUGAAGAGCACUUGGGAGUGACCAUCCAGCAGGUCGAUCAAGAAAUGAAAGUUCCAGUUGAUGAAUUUGAUGGCAAAGUGAUUUAUGGUGAAAAGAGAGCCAAUGUUGAUUCAAAGGUGGUCUGGACACCCAAUUUGGUCAGACAGGUGAAGAGAGCAUUUAGGAAGGCAGGAGUGAGGGAGUAG
Molecule: messenger RNA, 1766 nt
Organism: Procambarus clarkii (red swamp crayfish)
Lineage: Eukaryota; Metazoa; Arthropoda; Malacostraca; Decapoda; Cambaridae
Source: RefSeq, a predicted model, not a curated record